This is a messenger RNA of Aureobasidium subglaciale EXF-2481, 1878 nucleotides long. RefSeq lists its product as uncharacterized. The record is from RefSeq and is a predicted model, not a curated record. Lineage: Eukaryota; Fungi; Ascomycota; Dothideomycetes; Dothideales; Saccotheciaceae. Gene Ontology annotation, molecular function: transmembrane transporter activity. Gene Ontology annotation, biological process: transmembrane transport. The coding region runs from base 113 to 1828 and encodes 571 amino acids. The transcript has 9 exons.
GGCAUUGUUGCAGCUAAGUCGUUCUCCUGAAGUGAAUACGUGCAACAUGAAAAGGUCGACGGUUUCCUCGUUGUCUUCAUUUCCAAGCAUUGCUUGAUUUUGACGAAUCAAAAUGUCUAGCAAUAUCCACGACGACCACAUCGCGCCUGGCACUGUCAGGUUGAUCGAUGCUAACGGAGAACUCAACGUCAGGCACUCCGAAGGUCAUGGCGAUAUUGUGCUUGUGCCGACACCUUCUGGACUGUUGGCUCACUUCAGCACAGACGACCCAGAGGAUCCUCUAAACUGGACGAAAAAGCGAAAGUUGUUGCAGACCGCCUGCAUGGUCAUGUAUACUGUCAUGAUGGUCUUUCCAUCAGCAGCUGUAUACUCGGUCGCCAAGCCAAUCUCUACGUCUACCGGUAUCAGUAUAACCACAAUCAACAGAGGUACCGGAAUCAUGUUCUUGUUCUACGGCUGGUCGACAAUCGUAUGGCAAGCACUCGCUUUGCAGUAUGGCAAACGACCUGUCUAUCUUGUCUCAGCUGCAGCCUCAGUUGUGAUCAUGGCAGUCGCACCAAUGUGCCGAACUUCCGGUACAUAUUUGGCUAUCAGAAUCAUACAGGGUUUCUUCGGAGGACCAGUCGAAAGUCUGUGUGAGAUUAGUAUGACCGAUAUCUGGUUUGCACACGAGCGACCGUUGUACAUCGCCCUCUACGGUGUCUCUUUGGGCGCAUCUGGCAAGCUAGCUCCAGUGUUUAGUGCGUUCAUCAACAGUGGGAUGGGCUGGGAAUGGACAUUGUGGUGGUGUGCCAUAGGUAUUGGCAUUGCUUUCGUUUUUUGUCUCCUGUUCAUGGAGGAGACGAACUACGACAGGGUCCCAACACACUCGGCAUCACCUAGCUCCCAAGCUAGCCUGGAAGCUGUGGACGAGCCAAUCUUAUCCUCCGAGAAGACCGUCGCCAAGGAUGGUGUCACAGUUGGUAAUCCUACCUCUCUGGACGACAAGAAAGGUCUCGAAGCUCAACAUCCCAUCGACGUAGCAGCUGCAGAGGUCGGACAGGUCGCGUAUCCCCGAAAGACCUACUGGCAGAAGCUCAGCGUCAUUGACAAGAAACGUCCAAACCGCAUGCUUGAUAUUAUGUGGGCACCAUUCAAGUUUUUCACCUUCCCAGUAGUGGUCUGGGCUGGUUUGCAGUACGGAUUACAAGGACUUGUGUGGCCUGGCGUGUUGAAUGCUACUGCUAGCGUCACAUACACCAACAGCUUCUAUCAUUUUUCCAGCGAUGCAGUCGGAUUCGCCUACUUCGCGGCCGUCGUGGGCAUGAUCCUGGGGUCCCUUUGGGUCACUCUUGCAGGCCCAUGGCUUGUCAUAAAGCUAGCUCGCAGAAGAGGAGGUGUCUCUGAGCCAGAAGACAUUUUGUGGCUGUUCACCGCUUCCUUCGUCGUUGUACCGUUCGCACUUAUCCUGUGGGGUGUCGGAUCUCAAGCGCACAUCCAUUGGUUUGGUCUGGUCUUUGCUCAAGCUAUCCUGGCCAUCGCCAGUACACUCUGUCUUUCGACAGCUAUUCAGUACGCGACAAGCGCCUAUCGGGAUUUGAGUGGCGAGCUGAUUACCACCAUCAUUCUCAUUCGCAACACAUUGAGUUUCGCCAUCAAUUAUGGCAUCAAUCCUUGGAUUGAAGGUAUGGGAACGCGUAACACAUUCAUCAUGGCUGCGGUGAUAGCCUUUAUACUCAACGGCACCAUGUUUUUGAUGAUUCCCUACGGACGUCGGUUGCGCGAACACAGCGCUAGAAGGUAUUGGACUUAUGUUGAGCAAGCAAGAGCCAAAGGAUUAGGUCAUUAGAGGUUCCGUAGCUCGAUCAUGCGAUCCAGCGCUGAGCGCACUCAAUCGCG